Messenger RNA from Candida dubliniensis CD36, 1698 nucleotides. RefSeq lists its product as uncharacterized. NCBI's taxonomy places the organism in Eukaryota, Fungi, Ascomycota, Pichiomycetes, Serinales, Debaryomycetaceae. Gene Ontology annotation, molecular function: ubiquitin binding. The record is from RefSeq and is a predicted model, not a curated record. Bases 1 to 1698 code for a protein of 565 amino acids. The transcript has a single exon.
AUGACAUUGAACAAAACCUAUAAUAAUAAUGGUCUAUCCUAUCCUACAACCAAUGUAACUAAUACUUUUGAUUUUUCCAAUAAUAAUAAUAAUGAUAAAAGUAGAAAAACCAUAUAUCAACUAAUCUACGGUGAAUUGAAAACUAAAAAUGACAAUGAAAGAAAUAGAACUGGUGGGAAAUAUACCCUUGGUAGUAAUGAUCCUGAUAUAAAUAGUGAAACAAUUAAAAUGAUUGAAAAUUUAUGUGAGUUGUUUCCGAUGUCUACUAUUGAUGAAUUACGAGAUCAUCCGACGAAUGUUGAUCAUUCAGAAGAUUUAGUAACAGAAUUGUUUGACAAAGCCACAGCAUUAAUACAGUCUGAAAAGGACAGGGAAAAGGAAAAGGAAAAGGAAAAGAAAAAUAACCAGAAAGAACCACUUCUGCAACAAUCAAAACGAUACAACCAGAAAUAUAUGAAAGUUGGAACGUCUUUAUACCUGGAUGCAGUUUAUGAAUUGCAGGUAAUGUUCCCCUCUAUUGCAAUCAAAUCUGUGGAAAAAAUCUUACAAGAGAAUAAUGGUAAUAUCGAAGAUGCAGCAAUUGCUUUGCUAGAGUUAUCAUCAGGAACAACCACUGCAGCCUCACAGAAACAGAGGGAGAAUGACAAUGAAUGGGUAGAAGAAUCUUCUAUAGUGAUCAAAGUUUGUCGGUUUCUUCAAACAAAUUCUAAUGAUAUUUUUCUUGAUAAGAGUGAUGUUUUGCAUUACACACGAAAAAAUGGAGGUGAUUAUUAUAAAACAUUGUAUGACGUGGUUAUGAAUUGCAAAUCUAUGGUGCUUACAAAACAACAAGAAUCCACUUCUGGUGGUGCCACUAAAACCCACGACAAGUCGAGGAAUAAUCGAAGGGUACAACGAGGAGGAGCUAUGGGUUUGGCUAGUAGUACUAGAAAUAGAAUACUGCAUGGCCAAGAACCUCAAAAUGAAAUUUCAACAACUACACCAACACCAAGUAACUAUCGUUAUGAUGAGAAUUCAAUGGAGGCAAAAGAAUUAUGGAGCUUAAUACCGCUAAAUAAAGACGGCAAGAAUAGUGUUGAACUGAUAUCAAGCCAAAAACUCCCAAUAAAUAAAAAAUUUGCAAUAAAAGCUUUGGAGUUUUUCCAAGGCAAUGUGUAUAAAGUAAUUGAAUUGAUUUCAGAACUAUCGUCUUCACAAAUAUCUUCAAGCAAGCAAUCAAGACACCUUAACGAGAAACAACCAGUUGAUAUCAAAAUUGAAAACUCCAAAUUUGGCAUGCCAAAAGAUUCUUCUAAUAAUACUUUUAUUCCAUCAUCAACACGAGAGUAUCAAACGGAUAGAAUUAUUCUUGAUUCACAUGACGAGCAAUAUCUAUUUGACAGAUAUCUUAAAACAGGAACAGUUGACCUACAUGGGUUUACAGUAGUAGAAGCAAUGGAGUUGGUACCGUUAAUUCUUCAUCAUUGGUGGAAUCAAGAAUUGACCCAUCGUCAGUCAAUUGGUCAAUUAGAGAAAUUUGGGAACCUGGCUUCAUUGGGAUCAGUAUUGAUAAUAACUGGUAGAGGGGUCCAUUCUACUGGCGGAGUUUCAACAGUCAAAGUAUCAGUGAAUCGUUAUUUAACGAAUAAUAAUUAUAUAUUUGAGCAACCAACUAGUGGUAGUUUUGAAGUCACUGGCAAAAGAAUCAAUAAGAAGUGA